This is a messenger RNA of Strongyloides ratti, 2112 nucleotides long. RefSeq lists its product as hypothetical. Bases 1 to 2112 code for a protein of 703 amino acids. NCBI's taxonomy places the organism in Eukaryota, Metazoa, Nematoda, Chromadorea, Rhabditida, Strongyloididae. The record is from RefSeq and is a predicted model, not a curated record. The transcript is spliced from 7 exons.
AUGUCUUUUACUAAAAACGCAGAAGCGGAGAUAUUAGCUAAUUUAGGCAUUCUAAGUAAUCAUAAUUCAAGUACAAAGGAUGUAAAUAAAGAUUCUGUUAAUGAUAUUAAAGAUACAACAAAUAGAACACGUUUAUUGAGCUCAAGUGACAAUGACAAACUAUCACUAAAUUUUGAUUCUGAUGAUGACACAAUGAUAGUAUUCAAUAAUUCAAAUUCAUCACAAAAUAAUUAUUUGAAUAAAAUUAUAAGGAUGUCUAGAUGGCAGUCAUAUUUGAUAGGAUUACCAAUAAUUUUAUUUAUGAAUUAUCUAAUUGGAUUAUUUCAUUUAUCACCUCAAAUAUAUAAAGAAGAAUUUUAUGGAUUUUGGACUGCAUUGUGUUUUGGUGUUUUAAUAGGAUGUGACAGUUAUAUCAGUGUUAUUAUCAUAUAUAUUUUUGUAAUUGCUUUUCUAACAAAUGUGUUUUAUUUUACCAAAGGUGCACUAUUAAUUUUAAUAUCUUCUUCAAAUGAUUCUAAAACUUUGUUCUUGAUUUAUUUUUUUAUUGCAUUAGGUAGUCUAAUUGCUCCGAUUGCUCUAUCAAAUUCAUUAAUUCAUGUGACAAAUCUAGAAAUAAAAACGCAAAAAUUAUUUACAAAAAGGGAUGUAUCAACAUUUAUGGAAACAAAUAAUGUUAUUAAAAGUACCAUAAAUCCAACCCUUGCAAAAAAUAUUUCCUUAACCAAUAACAUAGCAACAACGACAAAUAUAAAUUUUAACAAAACAACAAAGAUAUCAAAACCAGAUUCAGUGAUUGGUGUGGUUGAAAAUCAAGAUAAAAAAACGGAAGAAAAUUUACUACAACGGGCGGAGGCUGAAGAGAAAAGAAAGAAAAAUGUUAGUGAAUCACAAUUAAUUACUACAUCAACACAAACAUCUACUAAAAGUGAACUUUUAAAGGGGGAAGUGAAUCAAGAAACUGAGGAGAUCAUUACUGAUAGUACAAUAGAAAGUGAUAAAACAACAUCGAAAGAAAUUAUGGAAGAGAAAACUUCUUUAACAACAAGAAUGGAAGCAAAACAAUAUGUAACUACUAAAAGUCCAAAAUAUACACAAAUGAAUAAAGUUACAAAAAAAGUUAGUAUUUCUUCAGUUGAUUCAGGAAGCAUAAGUCCAGCACCCUACUAUUUAAAAGUAAGUGUUACAAUUGGCAAAACAAAUUUACUUGCAAUUUCUCUUGGUAUUAUAAUUGUUGUUAUAUUGCCUUCGUUAUUCUUUGAAUUAUCACAUAUAUUAAAUAUUAAAAAACUACCAAAUGACACAUUGUUAAAAUAUAUGGAAAGCAAAACAUAUUCUUCACUUCCAAUUAAAGGAAUUAUAUUAUCAUAUAUUAUCUGGUCAAUAUUAUCAAUAAUUGAGUGUACAUUUGCAUAUUGUCAGAUAAAUAGAAUUGAAAAUUUUAAUGAGAGGUCUCUGUUGCAAGCAACACCAAUUUUUACAUUACUUUUGGUUCGAUUUAUAGCAAUUUUUUAUUGUAAUAAUUUUGUUAAAAAAAAGAUGAUUCAUAUUAUUCAAAUUAUGUCAAUUGGUUUUAUUGGUAUCAUUUUAUAUAUGUUUUCAAAUUUUAAAUGGAGUUUUUCGGAUGAAACAAAUAACCAAAUGAUCAGUGAAUAUUUAAUUGGAAUUUUAGGGUUUUUAUUAGGGUGUAUUGGACCAAUGUACUUUAGUUGGAUAUCAAAAAUGGUUCAAAAACAUACAUUAAAUUUGUUAAACUAUUUUAUUUUAACUCAAAUAGGAAGUGUAAUUGUUGUAAAUGUUCUUUAUAAUUAUUUAUUAAAGAAUACAGAUGAAGGAAGGAUGGAAAAUACAUUAUAUAUUAUAUUGAUGUUAUUAGUCAUAUUAGAAAUAUGUUUCGUAUUUCUAUCUUUACAUCUAUCUAGUUAUUAUAGACAAACAGAAAUUGCAAGAUUAACAAAUUCAUUAUCAGGGAAUAUCCGCAAAGAAAACAAUGAUAUUAAAGUAAAAAUAAAAAAGAAUAAGUACGGUUAUAAUCGUUUGAUUAACGAUGCAGAAGUUAAUUAUGAAUCAUUGAUCUGUACAGAUUCAGAUUCAAAUGAUGAAAUUUUUGGUUAG